AUGCAGCGCUUCACCGUCAACAUCAAGCUGCCGGCUCGGACCCUGACGGGCGCCCUGAGCGCGCACAACCGGGGCGCGGCGGAUUGGGGCUGGCAGGGUUUGAUUGCCUAUGGAUGCCAUUCCCUUGUGCUCGUAGUGGAUGCCAGCUCUGCUCAGACCUUGCAGGUUUUGGAAAGACACAAAGCCAGUGUUGUCAAGGUUAAAUGGGCUAAGGAAAAUUACCACCACAAUAUUGGCUCUCCAUAUUCCUUACGUUUGGCUUCUGCUGAUGCCACAGGGAAAAUCAUUGUUUGGGAUGUGGCAACAGGAACAGCUCGCUGUGAAAUACAGGAACAUUCAAAGCCCAUCCAAGACAUGCAGUGGCUGUGGAAUCAGGAUGCUUCCAGAGAUUUACUGCUUGCAGUUCACCCACCAAAUUAUAUUGUACUGUGGAAUGCUGACACAGGCACCAAACUUUGGAAGAAAAGUUAUGCUGAAAAUAUCCUGUCUUUUUCAUUUGACCCCUUUGAUCCCUCACGUUUAGCUUUGCUCACCAGUGAAGGAAUAGUGUUCAUCUCUGACUUCUCCCCUUCCAAAGCUCCUGCCAGCUCAGGGAAGAAAGUUUACAUCUCCAGUCCCCAUUCCAGUCCUUCUCACAACAAGCUGGCUGCUGCUACAGGGGCCAAAAAGGCCCUUGAUAAAGUAAAAAUCCUAAUCAGUAAUGAAAAACCAAGUGCUGAAUCUGUCACACUCAAUGACUGUCUUCAGUUGUCUUAUUUGCCUUCCAAAAGAAACUACAUGCUCUUACUGUAUCCCAGGGAAAUUCUGAUUCUUGACUUGGAAGUGAAUCAGACAGUGGGUGUGAUUGCCAUUGAAAGGACAGGGGUGCCUUUCAUACAGGUAAUCCCUUGUUUUCAGAGGGAUGGGUUAUUUUGCCUACAUGAAAAUGGUUGUAUCACAUUAAGGGUUCGCAGAUCCAACUGCAGCAUCACUGCAACUCCAAGUGAGGAGCCAGAUCCAGAGCCAGCUCAGGAGCUGGUUUAUGAUUUAAGGAGUCAGUGUGAUGCCAUCAGAGUGACCAAAACAGUUCGACCCUUCAGCAUGGUGUGCUGCCCAGUGAAUGAGAAUGCUGCAGCUCUCAUAGUCAGUGAUGGCAGGGUGAUGAUCUGGGAAUUAAAAUCCAGCAUUUCUGGCAGAAAUGUGCGGAACAGCAGUUCAAGUGCAUCACCUUUGUAUUCCCCAGUCUCCUUCUGUGGAGUCCCUGUAGGAGCACUCCAGAAUAAACUUCCAGACCUCUCAUUAGACAACAUGAUUGGGCAAGGUGCAAGCGCUGGAGAAGAGUUAAGGAAUUCAUUUCUGCAGGAAGUGCACCUCAAAUUCCUGCUGACAGGACUCCUGUCAGGGCUGCCUCUGCCUCCAUUCGCCAUCCGCAUGUGCCCGCCCCUCACUACCAAAAACAUCAAACAGUAUGAGCCCAUCCUUGCUGUUGGUACAAGCAAUGGCUCUGUCCUGGUGUUUCACCUCACAAGUGGACUCCUCCACAAAGAGUUAAGCAUCCAUUCCUGUGAAGUCAAGGGAAUUGAGUGGAUAAGCUUGACUGGGUUCAUUUCCUUUGCCACAUCAACACCCAACAAUCUGGGACUGGUCAGGAAUGAGCUGCAGCUGGUGGACCUUCCAACAGGCAGGAGCCUUGCGUUCCGUGGGGAGCGAGGCAACGACGAGCCAGCCAUCGAAAUGAUCAAGGUGUCUCAUUUGAAGCAGUAUCUAGCUGUGGUAUUUAAAGACAAACCACUGGAGAUCUGGGAUGUCAGAACUUGUACUCUGCUCAGAGAAAUGUCUAAGAACUUCCCUACAGCCACUGCUUUGGAGUGGUCACCUUCCCAUAAUUUAAAAAGCCUGAGGAAGAAGCAGUUGGCAGCCAGGGAGGCCAUGGCCCGGCAGACAGUGGCAUCAGACACUGAGGUCAGCAGUGUGGAAUCCUCUGUGAUCAGCUUGUUGCAGGAAGCUGAAAGUAAAUCAGAGCUGAGCCAGAACAUCUCUGCCAGAGAGCACUUUGUGUUUACAGGUGCUGAUGGGCAGGUUUAUCAUCUCACAGUAGAGGGAAACUCAGUAAAAGACAGUGCAAGAAUUCCUCCAGAUGGAAGUAUGGGUAGCAUUAGUUGUAUUGCCUGGAAAGGGGAUAUCCUGGUUCUUGGAGAUGUUGAUGGAAACUUAAACUUCUGGGAUUUGAAAGCUAGAGUAUCCAGGGGGAUUCCUACACACCGGAGCUGGGUGAAAAAAAUACGCUUUGCCCCAGGGAAAGGAAAUCAAAAACUUCUUGCAAUGUACAACGAUGGGGCAGAAAUUUGGGAUUCAAAAGAGGUACAAAUGGUGAGCAGUUUAAGAAGUGGGAGAAAUGUGAAUUUCCGGAUCCUGGAUGUGGACUGGUGCACGUCAGACAAAGUGGUGCUGGCUUCAGAUGAUGGAUGCAUCCGAGUGCUGGACUUAUCCAUGAAACCCUCCUGCUUCAGGAUGGAUGAGCAGGAUUUAAUAGAACCUGUCUGGUGUCCCUACCUGCUUGUUCCAAGGGCUUCAUUAGCUUUAAAAGCAUUCCUGCUGCAUCAACCUUGGGAUGAGAAAUAUUCUCUAGAUAUUAUGGACAUUGAUUAUCCAGAGAAUGAAAAUAUUAAAAACCUUCUUCAAGAGCAGUUGAAUUCAUUGUCCAAUGACAUAAAGAAGCUUCUGCUUGAUCCAGAUUUUACUCUCCUUCAGAGAUGUCUGCUGGUUGCCAGACUCUAUGGGGAUGAAUCUGAACUGCAUUUCUGGACUAUUGCUGCCCACUAUUUGCACAGUUUAUGCCAGGAAAAGCCUGCAAAACGAGACACAAUUGUCCUUCAAGAGCAGUUGGUUAAUCCUCUGGAUAUAUGUUAUGAUGUACUGUGUGAAAAUUCUUACUUCCAGAAAUUCCAGCUGGAAAGGGUAAACCUCCAGGAAGUGAAGAGAUCAACGUAUGAUCAUACCAGGAAAUGUGCUGAUCAACUUCUUCUCUUGGGCCAGACUGACAGAGCAGUGCAACUACUGCUAGAAACCAGUUCAGAGAAUGCACAUUAUUACUGUGAUUCACUCAAGGCUUGCCUGGUCACAACUGUCACCUCCUCAGGGCCAUCUCAAAGCACCAUUAAACUGGUGGCAACCAACAUGAUAGCCAAUGGAAAGCUUGCAGAGGGGGUGCAGCUGCUGUGUCUGAUUGACAAGGCUGCGGAUGCCUGUCGCUACCUGCAGACCUACGGCGAGUGGAACCGUGCAGCGUGGCUGGCCAAGGUCCGGCUGAGCUCGGAGGAGUGUGCGGACGUGCUCCGGCGCUGGGUCGAUCACCUCUGCUCCCCGCAGGUCAACCAGAAAUCCAAGGCCCUUCUUGUCCUCCUGUCUCUUGGCUGCUUCACAAAAGUUGCAGAGAUGUUGCACAGCAUGAGGUACUUUGAUAGAGCAGCUUUAUUUGUAGAAGCUUGUCUGAAGUAUGGGGCAUUUGAAGUUAAUGAUGAUACAAAUAAAUUGAUCCAUGCUGUGUAUGCAGAUUAUGCCAGAAGCUUGAAGCUCUUGGGUUUUAAGGAGGGAGCUGCUCUCUUUGCCUCAAAAGCAGGAGAAAGUGGGAAGGAGCUUCUGAGUGAACUCAAAGAGCCAAAGGAGGAGGUGACACAGGAGUGAGAAUUCUGUGCUUGUGAGGUUUUCUGGCAGAUUGGGAUCCCACUGGGUGAAGUCACAUUUUUCUUUUGAAUCACUGUAAUAAAUGAUCUGUGUGAUUUGAGCAAAUACUGCUAAAUGUGUUCAAAGUCAGGAUUAAGAACUGUGGUGUUGCUUUUUUUGUUAAAUUUGUCUGCACUUUCACAAGAGGGGAAAGAAGCUUAUGAUAAACUUAUAAAAUAGUAUUUCCACUUUUUCAACUGUAGCAGGAAUCAAAUUUAAAAAUGUGCUGGAAUGCUUCCAUACGUGUGUAGAAGUCUGGUCCAUUAACUUCUAAAAAUCAAAUCUUAAUAGGACUUCAAUAUGGUUGUAUUUAUAUGUAAAAAUGAUUGAGUCUGUACUGUAAAAAUAUAAAUAUAUUUAAAAAUAAAUAGAAAUCGCAAAGCACACAGUUCUUUCCUGGAACAUCAUGUUUUUUCAGUCCAAUUUUUUGUUUAAAAUUGCUGUUAUUUUAAAUCAAUUCACUGUAUUGUCAUUUCCAUAACUGCCUGGGAUGGAAUCCUAAAUAAGUUCGCUUAAAAAUGUUA
Messenger RNA from Cinclus cinclus, 4226 nucleotides. It is a transcript of the gene WDR11, whose product is annotated as WD repeat domain 11. Bases 1 to 3663 code for a protein of 1220 amino acids. Gene Ontology annotation, molecular function: protein binding. Gene Ontology annotation, cellular component: cytoplasm. The transcript has 29 exons. NCBI's taxonomy places the organism in Eukaryota, Metazoa, Chordata, Aves, Passeriformes, Cinclidae. The record is from RefSeq and is a predicted model, not a curated record.